Amblyraja radiata (thorny skate) is the source of this 1549-nucleotide messenger RNA. Its product is annotated as hydroxylysine kinase-like. Gene Ontology annotation, molecular function: amino acid kinase activity. Lineage: Eukaryota; Metazoa; Chordata; Chondrichthyes; Rajiformes; Rajidae. The record is from RefSeq and is a predicted model, not a curated record. The transcript is spliced from 4 exons. The coding region runs from base 30 to 1193 and encodes 387 amino acids.
UUCCACAGAGUGUGACAUUCACUUAUUUAAUGUGUUUCAUUCUUCUCCUCUUUCAGAUGACUGACUCCGAUGAAGCUGCUGUAAUCAGACCCUCACUGAGUGAGGCCCAGGUGGUGGAGUUGGUCGGACGGUUGUACGGUCUGAAGGUUUCAGAAGUCAAACCACUGCCCAGCUACAUGGACCAGAACUUCCACAUCCUGGUGUGCGAGACCCAGGAAGGUGGAGAUCACGGGGAGAGCUACGUCCUCAAGGUUCUGAACACUGCCGAGAGCCAAGACACUGAUUUGGUGGAAGUACAAACGCGAGUCAUGAUGUUCCUAAACCAGAAAGGUUUUCCUACAGCCACACCAAUCACAACCAUUGAUGGCAAGAUUCUGUCCCUGGAGACAAUCAGUUGUGGUGAAGAAUAUAAGAACUACAUGGUCCGAUUGUUGACCUACCUGCCAGGAACUCAACUACUGGGGAUCUCUGCAGACCCACAGAUCUUGUACAAAAUUGGCCGAACACUUGCUCAGAUUAACAAAGUUCUGACAGAAUUCAAGCACCCCAACAUUAAGAGUCUGCAGCGAGAUUCCUACAUCUGGAACCUUUCAAACACUCACCAGCUGCACAAGUACCUGUUCGCAGUGAAGAACACCAGCGAUCGCCAAAUUGUGGAGCAAAUUAUUCAGCAAUUUAUGAAGAAGAUACUUCCAAAUAUCAACAACUUUCAUAAAAGUAUUAUUCACGGGGACUUCACUCACACCAACAUUCUUGUGCAGCCUCUUCAUUCAUCAGCUGAUUGCUGCAACGUAGCAGGUCACAUGCAGCAGGAGCUGGAGAUUUCUGGCAUCCUGGACUUUGGCGACACGGCUUGUGGUUACUAUGUGUGUGACUUGGCCAUCUGCAUAAUGCACCUCAUGCUGGACAGUGAAGACCCCCUGCAUGUUGGAGGCCAUAUUCUUGCAGGUUUCGAGAGUGUGAUCCCUUUAACUCUCCAGGAAAGGGAUGCCUUGUAUUUGCUGGUUCUUUGCAGGUUUUCCCAGUCGCUGGUUUUCGGGACAUAUAAUAUUUUGCGUUACCCAGACAAUGAAGAGUACCUACAGAUCACAACAAGAACUGGCUGGAAGCAUUUACGCCAACAUUGGGAUCUAGGAAAAGAAGCAGUGGAGAAGAUUUGGUUUGAGACGGCCAAGUCCUACCUCACUCUGUGAAACCUCUAUUGGUUCUCAGUGCCGGAGUAUCAUUGCCUCUCCCACAACAUCCAUAUUUGAAAGAAAGAUUAAAACACAAUCGAGCAAUAUUCCUACCAUUUGAAAUUAUAUCCAGAUGGAUGUUAAGCCAUUUUUCACUGGCAUCCUUUAGUUUAGUUUAGUUUAGUUUAUUAUCACCUAUGCUGAGGUACAAAUAGGUAGAUAGGUGUUCAGCACUGCUCUCUGGUUUAUGUUUUUCGCUGGCCACCUUUCAUUCACAUUUCCCACUGUAACUGAAUCAACAGUCCAAGUGUGAACCUCUCUACAGUCACUGAGUCCCAGUCCAGAGCUUCCCUUGCAUGGGCCUGAAAUGGUGC